Messenger RNA from Cylindrotheca closterium, 789 nucleotides. The record is from the annotation of a GenBank genome assembly. Lineage: Eukaryota; Bacillariophyta; Bacillariophyceae; Bacillariales; Bacillariaceae.
AUGAUUCAAUCAUUAUCACCAAUCCUCAACUCUGGACUCUUAAACGAUCACACUGGUGUUUUGGCCUUCAAUGCCAUGCAAACCUUCCUCAUUGCGGCACAAUUCAAGGGUGAAAGUGAAACCCCCACACCCUAUAGCAAAUUUGCUCAAGGACUGCCAAAAGAUGAAAAGAAACGGGUUUCUUCAAGAAAUGGAAUGUUGCUCAUUUACGUCCCUGCCAGUAUGGUCGGAUUGCUCUUUGUCCUGUCAUCCUCGGCCUACAGUACUCCAGCCGCUUUGAUGUGUUUCAUCCACUUUUUGAAGCGGGAUUUGGAAGUUUUGUUCUUGCACAAGUAUUCAGGAACCGUAGAACUGGGAGUUUCACAAUUCAUUGGAUUCUUUUACGCUUUCAUUACAUUCAUGAUCUGUUUGGUUUCUAGGAGUGAAGUCGAUCCACAAGUCCUUCAACUUGGUCAAGCUCUGUUCAGUAUUGGUAUCCUUGGUAACUUUUACCAUCACUACCUUUUGGCAUCUUUGCGCAAGAAUGGCUCUGCCGUCGAAACAAAGAAAUACCAUGCUCCCACAGGCGGGUUAUUUGAAUUUGUGGCUGCACCUCAUUACUUGUUUGAAGUGAUUGGAUGGUUGGGCAUUGCUUUUGUGUCCGGCGACAUGACCGCAUUUCUAAACUUUGGUACCAUGACGGCGUACCUAUCGGCAAGAUCCAAGAAUCAAAACGACUGGAAUCGUAAAAAGUUUGACGAGAAGGAGUGGCCGUCGUCGAGAAAGAACCUAGUGCCCUUUAUCUAUUAG